AUGAUAGGGAUAAGGCCUAAAAUAAAUAAGAAGGAGACCCUACGUGUGUCGGCUCACGAAAGACUGGGCGAAGUGUUGAAAGCUAUGCGACAAAUACUGGAAAAGUACCCCAAAAUACAGUCAACCGAUCUGUUGAUGAGCGCCGGGAAUCUCAUACAUCAGGUGAAGAAUUUCAAUUACGAUGACAAGGGCUCCGACACCACACCAUUCGUCGAGGCCGUAGACCAGUUGGCACUGGCCUUCAGCACCAGGUCUGUACCCAUU
This is a messenger RNA of Medioppia subpectinata, 264 nucleotides long. NCBI's taxonomy places the organism in Eukaryota, Metazoa, Arthropoda, Arachnida, Sarcoptiformes, Oppiidae. The record is from the annotation of a GenBank genome assembly.